This is a messenger RNA of Drosophila innubila, 7946 nucleotides long. Its product is annotated as probable Rho GTPase-activating protein CG5521. Gene Ontology annotation, biological process: positive regulation of GTPase activity; regulation of small GTPase mediated signal transduction. Gene Ontology annotation, molecular function: GTPase activator activity. NCBI's taxonomy places the organism in Eukaryota, Metazoa, Arthropoda, Insecta, Diptera, Drosophilidae. Bases 609 to 6653 code for a protein of 2014 amino acids. The transcript is spliced from 7 exons. The record is from RefSeq and is a predicted model, not a curated record. Gene Ontology annotation, cellular component: nucleus; cytoplasm.
AACUUUCUUCUGAAAAAGGUGGCAUCCCUUAGGUUGGCCGCCAGUUGGCCGAAUUUUUUUAGUCCACAAACGCGUCGCAUAUGAAUUUUUGUCCGUAAAAAACGCAAAUAAAUUGCUCUCCCGUGUCCGUGCUCCAACAAAUAAUGUCCAAUAAUGUGUAGUAAAUCGGUUAAUACUCGUAUAACUAUAGCAAAUUCAGAUGCUCUGGAAACUGCACGACUCCAUUGUGUGUAUGUGCAAUUGGGUGCUGGGAGAGCGAAUGUGUAGACAUGAAAUAAAAGCAAAAAUUUACAACGAACUGCGAAAAGCAGCAGCAACAUCAUCACAACAACAGCAGCAGCAGCAGAGCAGCCAAGAGCAACGUCAGCUUCGUUGGUUGCGGUCGGACGGAUGAGUGUUUGGUCGGGCGGACGUUCGUUCGUUCGUUGCUAAUAAUUUCUCCGGGGGCUCUGGUGCUCCGCUGGACAAAGUGCGAAAAGAAAGUGUACAGUGUACAGUGUGUGUGCGAUUGCGAUUUAUUUAUGUUGUUUAGCAACGAAAUCAAACGAAUUAGUUUAAGAAUGUUUGUGUGCAAAUAUUAAAUAUAAGAAAAGAAAGGCAAGUGCAAAAUGUUUACAAAGAAAUCACAUGCAGAUGUUAAAAAGUCGACGGCCAAGUUGCAAGAUUGCAAAAAGGAUUCGGCCUCCCGCCUGCGACACCUGCGCACAAUAUUAGAUAAUGUAGAUUACGAGGAGUCAAAGUCGCUGUUCGAGACGAAUUACAGCCAUGUCUAUUUUAUACUCUACGACACUUUCAUCCAGGCCGAAGCAAAUCUCAAGCAGAAAGAACUUCCGUUUCACAUUGUGCACAAGGCGCAUCGCGAAGAACUGGAUGGUUCGUUAUGGCUGCUGGAGAAGAUACUGUGCCUGCUCCCGGAGCUGCUGGCACGUCGAUGGCAAUGCCAUUCACUCAGCCGCAUCAUGGCGAAGCUCUUGCAUCUGGGAAACUCACCCAAGCUGCGACGCGAGGGUGUCAAGUACUUUCUGCUGUGGUAUCAGACGCUGGGAGAGAAUGCGCCGGGCUAUGUGCAUGCCAUGUAUGCGGAUUUGAUACCCGGUCUCAUAGUGCCCCAGAAGGGUGUUGUGGGUCCUGAUACGGAAUUCAGCGCCACAGAUUUUCUCUCACAUCCCAAUAUGAAGGCAGACGGAGGCAUGGCCUCCGUUUUUCAUGACAAUGCAUUCUCGCAUCCCGUGCAGAGCUCCGAGGUAGUUGCCCUGUUGCCGCCCUCGUCGAGCGAAAAGUCUGCGCCGCCAGAUCCACGGGACGGACUUGAGGUGCUGCUCAAUAGCAUGGUACAAACGGCGGCCUGUCUCCGCUGGAGAGACAAUCGCGCCCAAAAGGAUCAUCGAGCGUUUGCGUUUCUCCUGCAACGCUUUAAAGAAGUCUUUCUGCCAGUAUUCUCGCCCAGCUUCGAUGCCAGCACAUCGAUCUAUAAUCCGCGCUUGGAGAUGCCCGUCAUGCGUUCAAUACACAAAAAGGAGGAGGUGAUGGCUUCCUGUGUGGUGGUGCUCAUCAAUUGGGUAUCACGUUUCACCCACGAGCGUCUGUUGAGCCACCGUCUGGACUGUGCCCUGCAAAUCGAGGGUGUGGAUCAUGCCAGAUUGCUGGGUUACCAACAGGGACUCAUUGUGCGCGACGUCUUCUAUGUGAGUCGGGAGAACAUCAAUUUUGUGCACGAGGUCUAUCGACAGGCGUUCCUCUUGAACUUCACAUCCAAGGCCCAAAUCGAAGCCAUUCGCACGGCCAUUGCUGUCUAUCGGGAUUGGAUGACGGGCAGCACGCCGCCUCCGUUUCUGCUGGAACCAAAUGACGAACAGACGGCGACAACACCAUCGAGUCUCUCCAAUGCUGGCGGCACGCCUCGUAGUCAACGCCUACGUACGCCCUCGUAUGUGGGCGCCAUGCAGGGAUCCAAGGAGCAACAGCAUGUGGUGCGGGCGGGAAUGCAAAAUGUGCUGCAGGUGUUUGUCACCAAUGCUGCGAAUGUGUUCCUUGUCAACACAGCGAAUCUGAACAUUUGCUUCCCAACACGCUCACGCGAUUACCGAUCGACGCCGCUGCAGGAGCAGACGGAGAUUUGCAAGAAGGUGCUGAAUGUGUAUCGCACUAUGGUGAUGAACACGCGUAUGGAGUCACGCACCUGGGAGCAGCUGUUGCAAGUGCUCCUGCAGGUGACAUCAGUGGUGCUGCACCAGAAUCCACCACCCAGUGGCUCCAAGAGCGCCAAUCUGGGCGGCAUUCUUGGCUCAGCCAUAUUCCAAACACUCAUUGUCACCUGGAUACGGGCACACACCAAUGUGCCGGUCAACGUGCUGCUCUGGGAGAAGUUUCUCACCGUGCUGCAGUCGCUGACGCAUCGCGAGGAGCUCAUCGUCGAGUGGAGCAAAACGAUUCAGACGUUGACACGCGUCUUUUCGCGUUAUACGUAUGGGAUUAAUUUGCUCGACUUGCCACUGGAUCGUGUGGCAGAGAGUCGAGGCAAGCGGCGACGCAUUGGCAGCGUCUGGCAGGGAUCGGGAAGCACCAGUGCAAGUGCUAGUGCUGCGACCAGCGUGCAGCGGGAACGCGAAAGCAUCGCCGAGUCCAACAGCAGUCGCUCCGACGAGAACUCUCAGGCGGGCAGCAACAGUCAAGUUCCGUCGCUGCAACCUACAAAUCGCACACAUCACCAGCAUACUCAAUCACAUGGAGGCAGUGGGCACGGCACACGACCUGUCCCACUAACUCCCAUGCUGAGCCGCAGCUACAGCGAGGGCAGCUUGGCCUCCGCGGCGAGAAACUCACGAAUUCGCCGACGACGAUCUGCAGUGCCCAAAGUCGAGGCUCCAGUGGACAUGAGGUCAUGUCUGGAGCACUCAAUGAGUUCGCAAAAUAAUAUGCAGGAUUUGCGUCGAGCCAUGUCCUUGGACUCAUUGGCGCCAGUGCGCAAAAGCCGGAGACGUCGUGGCUCUCAGCUGGCCGUGGACGAUGUGGAUGGCUAUCAGGAUGGGGAUCAGGUGGAGGACAACGAAAGUGGCGCCGGCUCGCGCAGUCCAUCGCCAACGGCGAGCAGCGGCAUCGAAGGUGGCUCCAUCAAGGAUGCCCAGCUGCAGAUCGAUGUGCUCGCUGCGGACACGGGCAGCCUUGAGGAUGGCAAUUCGGGCAGCUUUGGUGCCGGCAGCUAUGGGUCCGAGCGUCGCUCCAUAAUGUUGGGUGGCGCAGCAACUGGAUGGCUGCCCGACUCCACGUCCAUCAUGUGGAAGCGUAUGUUGGGCGCCCUCGGAGAUGUGAAUCGCAUACCCAAGUCGGAGCUGCAUGCGCAGGUCUUUAGGCACUUGCUGGAGAUGACGCAGAACCUCAUCAAGAUCAAACAGAACCAAGGCAUCUCAACCGAUAACCAAAGCACGCCGCCGCCGCCAACUCUGGUGCCACCCAUUGGCGUUGUCGCUCCAUGGUGCUAUGGCGCCUUGUCAUUGGAUCGCAGUUUUAAAAAGGGCAAAUUGUGGGCGCUGCAGUUGCUCUGUGCGCUGGCCCUUCAAGGUGCCGUUGGUAUGCCACAGUUGGCUCUCUUCUAUCACUCACUUCAUCAGCUGCUCACCGGCGAGGAUCGGGACCUGAUUUAUGCCAUCAUGAAGCAUUUGGAGGGACCACGUCUGCUUAGUCUGUUGCUGCCAGGACAUACACUGCUCCUGUUGGAUUUGGUGCAUGCUAGCGCCAUCUUGUUGACCUCUCUAGAGGUUACACGGAGCACGCCGCGUGCGGAGGUAGCUGCUCUCCUGGGCUCGCUGCUCUCGUAUCCGCCCACGCUGCUGCCACGCCCAGUGCUGCAGCCAACGGCACAGCAGUUUGAGCUGAUGGAAUGCCCCGAUCUACAGGAUCACAUACUCAACAUAAUGCUGCGCUGUGCUCGUCGAGAGCCGUCGGCAAAGGCGCGUUGCAUUGCUCUCUGCCAGCUGGGCCAGUGGCUCCUGCUGCGUCUUUCGCAGCCCGCACGCAACGUGCCACAGCGUGGACACUUCCAGCAGGCAGUGCCACAUCCCAAGGACUUGCUGCUGCCCAAGGAUACGAAUGCAAAUAGUUUUCAUCCACGUAUACGCGAGGUGCUGCAGGUGCUCCUCCAAGCGUUGCAAUUCAAGCAUCACACCAUCGCCGUCAUCGCUGUGGAUGCACUAAAGUUGUGCGCGGAGCGGGGUCGUCAACUGGCGGCCAUUGAGCGUCUGCCGCAGCUGAUCAUAACGGCACUGUGCAAAGCUCUGGAGAUCCAGAAUGUAAGCAAGCCCAAGGAUGCGGACAAGGUGGUGCUGACAUCGCUGAUGCUUUGCCUGGGCGAGUUCUGCAUGUCCAUUCCAGCCGCUCUCAUGCUGGAGCCGUACAACGAUCAAGGCGACACGUUGGUGCUGCAAGUGCUGCGCGUCCUGUUGCAAGUCGCCUCCGGAGCGCCGCGUCACGAGCGGGUUAAGCUUACGGCGGAUGAUGAUUUUGAUAUGCACAUUGCCAGCGAUGAUCUGCAGGGCGAUGGACGACUCCCCGAAGCCAGUUACCAAACAUCAGAGACAAUCCAGGCCUGCAUCUCGGCUAUACGACUGUGCGCCCGGGCUGUCGCCAUGCAUCUGGUCACCCACUUGGGUCACUUUCCCAUGGGCAUCGGUGCAUCACGUUUGAGCUCCAUGGUUGAGGAACAGGACGAUAUAUACAGUGGCGGCAGCAUUGGUGGCAAUCAUCUGGAGCGACGCGACUCCGUGGAGUUGCCCUCGGUGGUGAAUGCACAGAACUUGCAGCUGUUUAUGCUAAAUCCGGGAUUGGUGGCCAGUUUCAUAGAGCUGCCAACGCUGAAGCUGCCGGGAGGAGGCAUUACGGCGGGUUUGGUUACCGCCGAGAAGCAGGUGCGUGUACUCAUGCGUGAUCUCAAUGGCAAGGCCUGUUGGGAUGCCUCCAUUCUGUACUCGGAGCCCCGCAAGUGUGAUCCGUUGCCAAUGCCAGUGCCAGCGCAUGCUCAGUUCAGUUCGGAGCGUUAUGAUGGACCCUCCAGGCACUCGAAGAUGUGCCAGCCGAUGGAUUCCAUGGUUGGACAGGAGAUGCAAGUGCCGCGACACACGCUGCGACACCGUCCAGCCGGCGUCCUGCCUCUGGCCAAUGAGGUGGCACCCGACCUGGACCAGCUGGAUGAUAUGCUCGCGUAUAUUGGACAUACCAGUCCGGAGUGUGUGCCGCCAACAGUAUCCGAACUGAAUGCUCCGAGCUGCAGUCCAUUGAGCAGCGCACAGGAGACGCAGGCCAUAUCCGUCAUACUCAAUCAGCGUGUCCUGGAGCAGGAGUUUGUGGCGCAUUCAACACAGCAGACGCAAUCCGCUUUGCGUCAUGCUGGCUCUCACACAUCUUUAUUGCAGCCGGAUCAACGCUCUCUACACAGCGCGUCUGCAUCAUUUGAUUCCUUCACGGGCGCUGGCAGUCUGCCCAAUCGGAUCGAGACGCCAUUCCAAUAUUGUCGCCUGCUCUUCGCCCAUCUGGGCCUGGCUGGCUGGGAACGGCGAUCGCGUACGCAUCUCUUGCAGCGCAGUGAAAAACUGUUGCGGGAACUGCGCAACGUGGAUCUUCAAAAGUGCCGGGAGACGCACAAGAUGGCUGUCAUCUAUGUGGCAGCUGGGCAGGAGGAUAAGACGAGCAUUUUGCGUAAUACAAAUGGCAGCAGCAUGUACGAAAUGUUUGUCUCCGCCCUCGGCUGGGAGAUUGACCUGGAGACACACAAUGGCUUUCUAGGCGGUUUACCGCGUCAGGGUUGUGGUGCAACGGCUCCGUAUUAUGCCACGCCCUUUCUGGAGGUUGUCUACCAUGUGGCAACGCGCAUGCCCUCGGACUCAUCGGAGGCCAUGCUGCUGAAGACUCGGCAUCUGGGCAAUGAUGAGGUGCACAUCGUUUGGAGCGAACAUCAUCGUGAUUAUAGGCGCGACAUUCUGCCGACCGAAUUUUGCGAUGUCCUCAUCGUUGUGUAUCCUUUGCGGAAUGGACUGUUCCGUGUGACAGUCAAUCGAAAGCCAGAGGUGCCUUGGUUUGGGCCACUUGCCAACGAGAGUGUCGUUAGUGGCGCCUGCCUGGCCACACUCAUUCGUGCCACGGCCAUCAAUGCGAGUCGAACCAAACGCGCUGCUCUGCCGCUCUACCAGCAAUUCUACGAGGAGCGCAAUCGGUCUCUGGACAGCGUCUCGUCGCGGUACAAGGAGAGCACCACUUUCGAGGAUUUUGCCAGUCGCAUCUACAAUCCAAUGCCGUUGUCUACCUUGGGCACACUGCGCGAAUCCAAUGCCAGCAGUGCUGGGGCUCCGCUUGCCGCCGCACUAAUCGAUCAUAAUCGUGCCUCUGUCAAGGGCUGGGUACAGGCAUCCAUAGAUUCGACGACACCUACGCUUGGCAUUGCGCCAUCCGCCUCCGCCGGCUCUACGGCUGCGAUGGAGGCCAAUACAAACAGCGGCAUAGCCUCGGCAUCGCCACGUGGACCACGUAAGCUGGGAGCGCCCUUCAAGAGCGUUACCAAGAAACACUCAUUGCAACAGAUUGUUGUUGGUGGCAGCUCUGGUGGCAGUGCUGGGGGUGAUACACCUCCUGAGAGUCCCACACUGCCGCUGAGACGUAUCAAAUAGGUUUUUGGCACUAUAGAAUUGUCGGCCAUGGUUACUACUACUACUACAACAAGAAUUGCUCCUAAAAUUCCCCCUAACUAUACUCAUUCCCCGAAAGAAGAACCCAGGGCCAGGCUGUUUCUCGAACCAAUUGGGCUUGUCUGGCUUGUUGGAGCAACGACGCAGAGUUCUAUAGAAAUUGAAUAGUAUUGCAAAAACGUUUCCUGUUAUGUUUAUUUUUGUAAUUAAUUUCAAAUGCUGAUGCUAAUUUAGUCUAACUAUUUCACUGUAUUUAACUAUUUAUUUGCCACAAUUCCAAUUUUGAACUGAGAGCGCAGAAAGUGCGAAAGUUACGUAUUUAUUAAUGAGUUUGUUCGAUUUAAAUGCAAUUCCAUGUUACGUCCACUAAAAUCUAAAUAAUCAAUUUCGAUCAUUAAUAGUGAUUUUAAUUAUUUACUUAUUUAUUUAUUGAGCUCAUGAAUAUUUUAAUUGGCUCUUUAAUUUAUCAAUCAAUUAAUUUAUCUUUAUUUGUUGUAAUUUUGUGUAACCAUCACUAACGAUAGUUUAAAAUUAUAAUUCAAGCAUCCAGGAUCCGCAGGACUCCUGUUAUUCUAUUAUAAAACUUCUAUUUUUAUGUUUUACGCUUCGAAAUACAAAUUCAUGGAAUUCGUUAAGGGUUAAGCACAAAGCAACAAAAUCAAAAAUUCAAAAUUUUUUUUACAAAUAUUACUAUGGCUAUAUAGCUCUGCCCACUAAGCAAAUAGUUACUGGUAGUAUUAUGUAAUUGAGCUCUAUACUGUAUAGACAAUCUAGUUAUAAGUAUUUAAAUAAGGAUCCUUCGGAAAUCUUUGUUUAUCGAUUGAUCUAUUUACCACUAUUGUUCAAGCAAUCGGGUUUUAAUUAUAUGUAAACAAUGCAACAACAAACAAAUUGUUAAAUGAUUUAAUAAGAAAGCGGGCACAGUUUUAUUGUUCGUCCAAUAAUUUUCAACAAAUUGAUCAAAUGUAUAUUUAUAUACGUUAAUUUUGUAUUUAUUUAUAGAACGGGCAAGUGAAAAGGUUAAUUGCAAUGCGUUUUUGUUGCACAAAUGUUUUAUGAAAUUUUAGUCUAAUUAACACAAUUAAUAUUUAGCAAUUAUCUAUGUGUGUAAGUUUUUUGUAUAAUACAAUAAAAUCCUAACUUAAGCUAAAAUGCAAACGACAAAUUUUUGUAACUAACACCAAGUACACCACGCAUUAUACAACUUAUACUUACUAAUUUAUUUAAGAAACAAUCGAGUAUUUUUCAUAAAAUAAAUGCAAUUCAAUUCAAUGA